AUGUCGAGCAAAAACGGAACUGGACACACUGACACUUCUGGGGUGGACAAGGAGGAGCUCAUCUCCCGAUUUGAGCACCUCAACAACCUCGAGCCUUCUGAAUGGGCCGAAAAGAUUCUUUCUCGUCCACCUCUGGGUCGAGACGCCGUCAAAGUCGUGAUAUCUGGAGCUGGACUCGCAGGUAUCACCACUGGCAUCAUUCUGUCCAACAAAGUUGACAACAUUGAUCUGACGAUUCUGGAGCGAAGCCCCGAGUCUGGCGGUGUUUGGUUCGACAAUCAUUAUCCAGGCGUCGCCUGCGAUGUCCCUUCUCACGCGUACCAGCUUUCGUUUGACCCCAAGAAGGACUGGAAUCGGGCCUACGCCAAAGGACCCGACAUCAAACGGUACUGGCAAUCUCGAGCCAAGAAGUACGGUCUGGAGAACAAGAUCAAGUUCCGCCACAACAUUGACGAGGCCAAAUGGGACGAAAAGACUCAUCAGUGGGUUCUCCAGGUGGAAGAACUGGAAGCCAGGAAGAAGAGUGAGAUUCGAACAGACAUCUUCAUCUCGUCUUCGGGUUCCCUUAACAACCCCCGAUACCCUCCCCACCAGCCGGGCUUUGACUCGUUCCAGGGAAUCAAGUUCCAUCCUCAGAAGUGGCCUGAAGGGCUAGACUUGACUGGUAAACGGGUUGCACUGAUUGGAAAUGGAGCUACUGGAGUCCAGAUCCUUCCUCAGAUUGCCGAGAAGGCUGCUCAUGUCGACCACUACGCCAAGUCCGCCACCUGGAUUGGACACACUCUGUAUGGCAAGGGCGUGCCUGGAUACGUGGAUUACACCGAUGAAGAAAUUAAGGCGAUCGAGACAGACGAGGAAUACCACAAGUUUCGAAAGGCUCUCCAUACCGAGAUUGGAGGCAAGUACAAUUACUUCUUCUACGGAACUCCAGCCUUCAGAGAGGGUAUCAAAGAGCUCCUUGCUAUUGCGUGGCUGCGAGUUGGUAAAGAUCCCGAGCUGUUCAAGAAGGUCAUUCCCCUCUACACCCCGGGUCCGAGACGUCUUCUGCCUGCUCCUGGCUAUCUGGAGGCUCUGACAAGAUCCAAUGUUGACUAUCAUCUGGGAGAGGUCAAGGAGUUCACCAAGGACGGAGUGAUUGGCUUUGAUGGCGUUGAACGGAAGGUAGACGUUGUCAUUGCUGCCACUGGAUACAUCAAGUCCAAUGGACAGGGAUUCACCCCCAACUUUGACAUCAUUGGUCAAGACGGAUACACUCUGAGAGAACACUUUUCUCCUCUCGAGUCCAAGCUGGGUUACUCGGCCUCAUACCUUGGUCUAUCUGCUCCAGGCUUCCCCAAUUUCUUCUACACGCUCUCUGUCAACUCGUACAUUCCCGAGACUACUGCUCCUGUGACCGCCGAAGUCCAGGCCUCGUACAUUGCUCGAGUGAUUCGAAAGAAGCAGCUUGAGAAGAUCUUGUCCAUCGUGCCGUCUCUGGAAGCUACCAAGGCGUUCAAUCGACGUCUUGCCGAGCUGUCCGAAGCCGUCUCUCUUACCAAGGGAACAGGUAUUUACAGCGAGAGAACUCGAGAUGGAGACAGUCGAUUGAAGAUUGCCUGGCCCGGAUCUGUGUCUCAUGCUGUGGCUGUUCUGCGUGAGCCUCGCUGGGAAGACUACGACUAUGAGUACGAGGACAAUGAUGAUCCGUUUGCGUACUUUGGGUCUGGCAAGACCUGGAUUGAUGAUCACGAGGGCGACAGGACGUUUUACUUGUCUGAGCCGGGCUCAAUCACUGCCCGUAAUCUCCACGAGGGUUGGAUUUCCGUACCCUCAGACGGUCCUCCCAGUGCCCCUCAUUCAAAGUGA
Molecule: messenger RNA, 1845 nt
Organism: Yarrowia lipolytica CLIB122
Lineage: Eukaryota; Fungi; Ascomycota; Dipodascomycetes; Dipodascales
Molecular function (GO): NADP binding; flavin adenine dinucleotide binding; N,N-dimethylaniline monooxygenase activity
Source: RefSeq, a predicted model, not a curated record